AUGGCCUGUGUAAUGGGCUUCCAGGAGAAUGCCAGCCAUUCCACCUCUUUGUGGGGAUCCACAGCUGUCUAUUAUUUAGUCUUGGAUGUGAAAGAAUCUGACUCUUCAGUCCUAUCCAGGAAACACUGGGAUGAUGAGCCAGCUGUUUCUAUACGUCCAUCUGAAAUCGUGAUCGGACAAUGUAAGGUAAUAGCUAUAACACGUUUGGAUGGGUCUCAGAAUCUUAGAGUGAAUGACUUUAACUGCACCACAAGUUCUGUCUCUUCAGCACUGGUCAAUACUAAAGACAGCCCAGUACUCUCCAAUUUCUUUGAGGAUAUUGAGCUCUACAGAAAACAAGCUGACAAAGCCCUGGAGAAGUACAAAAAGGAGAAUGGUGACUUGGCUUCUUUCAGAGUGGACAAAGUGAAGAGGGUUGCAAGAGUUAGAGGAGGGGAAAGAACCAAUUACUACCUGGACUUCUCUGUGAAGAACUGCUCCAGUCACCACUUUCCCAGGCACUCUCAUAUCUUUGGGUUCUGCAAAGCAGAUUUGUCCUAUGAUGUAGAAGACUCUGACUUGGAAACCCCAAAAGACAUUGUCAUAAACUGUGAAAUUUUCAAUCUUAAGGAACAUACAAACAUCAGUGGUGUGAAGCAUCGUUUGGGCCAUCCCCUCCACUCUGGUGAGCAUGAGCAGUCUCCUGAUGGCAGACCUCCAUUUAAGCCCAAUGGAUCUAGAGAUCACCAUAAUCCCCACGAGUCACAUAACUUUAGAUGCCCACCUCCUCUAGAAGACAAAAAUUACUCAGACAGCCCACCAUUUUAA
This is a messenger RNA of Mesoplodon densirostris (Blainville's beaked whale), 807 nucleotides long. RefSeq names its product histidine rich glycoprotein (gene HRG). Lineage: Eukaryota; Metazoa; Chordata; Mammalia; Artiodactyla; Ziphiidae. Gene Ontology annotation, cellular component: extracellular region; endolysosome; blood microparticle. The record is from RefSeq and is a predicted model, not a curated record. Gene Ontology annotation, molecular function: serine-type endopeptidase inhibitor activity; zinc ion binding; cysteine-type endopeptidase inhibitor activity. Gene Ontology annotation, biological process: negative regulation of fibrinolysis; negative regulation of endopeptidase activity; regulation of platelet activation.